This is a messenger RNA of Saccostrea echinata, 1282 nucleotides long. Its product is annotated as alpha-1,3-mannosyl-glycoprotein 4-beta-N-acetylglucosaminyltransferase C-like. The transcript is spliced from 2 exons. The record is from RefSeq and is a predicted model, not a curated record. Lineage: Eukaryota; Metazoa; Mollusca; Bivalvia; Ostreida; Ostreidae. Gene Ontology annotation, biological process: protein N-linked glycosylation. Gene Ontology annotation, molecular function: acetylglucosaminyltransferase activity. Bases 11 to 1282 code for a protein of 423 amino acids.
UUUACCACCUAUGUUACAGGAGGGCCCUGACAACUUCAUCUCCCAGAACGAAGCAGAGUGGUCAUCAAAUACAAUGCUCUUUGGACAGCCAAAGAAUUCCAUUGGUUAUUUAACUAUUGGCAUACCAGUGGUAAAAAGGAAGCUAGAGGGCGCGUUAUAUGUCUACUCUACUAUAUCAUCCAUCAUAAAGGCGACAACAGACAGGGAAAAAGAAAAUAUAACUCUAGUUAUUUUCUUAUCAGAUUUUGAUGAAACUUGGAACCUUGAUACAAGUCGACGUAUCAGUGAGACGUUUUCAAAAUAUAUUAAGACAGGGUUUCUUCAAGUGAUUCACAGUCCAUUAGAUAUUUAUCCAGAAUUAGAUAAGAAAUUCAAUGCUAAUUUCAACGAUGACUCCAAAGACAGGACGAUAUGGCGAUCAAAACAAAACAUAGAUUUUGCGUAUUUGAUGUGGUACAGUAGACGGUUUUCCCAGUUCUAUCUACAACUGGAAGACGAUGUGGUUGCAGCCAAUAACUUUUUUACUGAUAUUAAACUUUUUAUUGAGCGAAAUCAUAAGAUUCGUUGGAUAACAUUAGAAUUUUCUCGGCUGGGAUUCAUUGGAAAAUUAUUUCGGUCCAAGAUUUUGUCACGUUUUGCUACAUACUUGCUGUCUAUGUAUAAUGUACUACCCUGUGAUAUCCUUUUAAACAAUUUCAGAGUUCUUCAUGAUCAAGUUUCAACCAUUCAAAACCCAAAAGGACUCUUUCAGCAUAUUGGAAAAAUAUCAUCAUUGAGGGGAAAACUUACGCCUAUAACAGAUUUCACAUUUAAGGACUCGUUCAACUACAGUUCUUUUGAUAUUCCUGGAGAAAAUCCACCAGGAGAAAUUUUUACCAAUAUGGAAGCAACAUUCGGAUCUUUUCCGGAAAAUGCUUACCAAAGAACUGAUGGCGAUCCAUUCUUUUCAGUUGCAAGCUUAAAAGCUAAUAAUCUAUAUAAAAUAGUGUUCCCUGAACCAAUCAACAUAAGUAGAAUCAUUGUAUCUACAGGGCAUCCAAUUCUAAGAACCGGUAUUUUAAAAUGGGGUGUUGUAAAAGUAGGAGUGGGUAUCGGAUAUCCAAAAGAACAAUGCAUGGCGUCUCAUUUGGUGGGAAGGCUGUUUGAAGGUGAAUUCGAUUCAGAAAUACAGGGGUAUUCUAUUCCAUUUAAUGUGAAGUGUAUUGCUGUUGUAUCAAUACGGGACAAACCAAAUCUAACGAUUAUACGGAAGAUUCAAGUGAUCCUAGAUACUUUAUUUUAA